AUGCGCAAGGAGAACGCUGCAAACUACAGGUCCCGGCAUGCUCUGCUGCUUGGGAGGCCCUCACCAGGCGGAAGAUACAAAGUCCAGUACAGACGGUGUACACGGAGCGGUGAGUACAGAGCGCUGUGUAUGGGGGCGGCAUAUUAACCAUAAUUCCUGAAACCUGUGUGCAUGCCAUGUGUAUACUUAGACCCCCCAAACAUACAGCAACACACAGUCUGGGGCAACAUUCUAACAGUGGAACAGUCACCAUGGAAACCAAUGGAAUGCCCAUGCUGACUGCUCCACACUUAGAACGUGGUAGAUCUCCUAGAUGUUGUAGAACUCCAAUUCCUUUAAUCCAUUGGGAGCUGUAGUUCUGCAAUAUGUGGUGGCUUUUAGUCCAUAGAAAUGAAAACUCUAUGUGAUGCAUAAGAAUUCUCUCUUUUUUUUUUCUUUUUUCUCUCUCUCUCUCUCUCUCUCUCUCUCUCUCUUUCUCUCUCUCUCUCUCUCUUUCUUUUUCUCUCUCUCUCUCUCUUUCUUUUUCUCUCUCUCUCUCUCUCUUUCUCUCCCCACCCCAUACGUGUGUGUGUGUUUUUGUUUUGUUUUUUCAAAUUUAAUCUGGGGCUGUUAGAGGUGAGAUAUUUGUGUGGAUUAAUUUAGAUGAUAUCACCAACUGGGAUGUGGCCCAGCGACGUCACAUUUUACAUUAAAAUGACAAAGAAUUAUGAGUUCAACUAUUCUUCCCACAUGGUGUCCUGGGUUAAUAUGUAACCCUGCAGAGGAAUUCUAGGGUAAAGUGCCUUAUUUGUGUCAGUGUUUUUAAAUUAUUUUAGCACAUUAGAAGUCAGGGAGACAAAGCUCCAAUUACAGUAUGCACUUUGCUAAUUAGCAGUACUCACUAUUGGUCAGCAUUGACCAUCCUCCUGUAUUGGAAGUUAAUAUGCCCACAGUGACGGAGAAUGGCAUCUUGGGGAAUUAAACAUAGGCUAUCUCGGAGCAGUGUGUUCCAAGAUAUGUCUUUUGUAUUGUACAUUUUAUUUGUUAGUAUGUAGUUGUUUGUAUAGUGUUGUUUAAUGUUUACAGUCUGCAAAUAUAUGUUUGCGUCUUGUUAGUGUAUGAAGAUGCACGGAUGUAUUUUAUUAUAUUUUUUUAUAGUGUAAGUGCAUGUGGGUUGUUUGCGUGUUAAUUCAAUUUGUGUAAGUUCAAAAGUGUUAAUAAAAGGUUGUAUUUGUUGGUUUAAGAAUAUAUUUAUGUACAGCGUUAAUAAUGUGAAUAUGGAGGUGUAUUUGCAUAGAAUGUCUGCAUAUUUCUACGUGUGUAUACAUACAUUUAUUUUGUUACCCUUGACCCCCCAGUAAAUUGUCCCGCAUGUACCACACUGAUCUUUGCCUUCACAAAUCUUCCACCCAUGCCAGUUGGUAUAUCAUAUGAGCCAUGACAAGACAGGACAAGCUGGCACUCAGAUCUGACAAUGAACAAUGCACUGUACACAGGGUUACUCUAGGUUAUCCUACCCCUAGUCCUGCUAACUUUGGCACUUUUUAUGUAAAUAAUUCUGUACGUUCCACUUGUAAGCCAUUGACACAUUCUCUAUUUAUUUUUAAAUAGAAAUAUGUAUCUAUAAAUAAAUAUUUUGUUUUGUCUCGCUUUACAAUGUAAAUCUUUUCUAGGUAUCCCGCUGAGCGCCAUGUCACAGCCGCCCACCCUCGAUCAGCCCCCUGCUGAUGUUUUAACAGAUGAUUGUCUCCCUGAAUACUCAUACAUGUACAGCCCAACCCUGCUCAGGUAAGGGUCUCCUUUAUUCUCUGCGAAAUCUACCGGAGUUACAUUACGAGUAUUAAUCAAGUAACUCUCUUACUCCUAGUGGGAGAGUGGCCUUCAUCACAGGUGGGGGAUCCGGCAUUGGCUUUCGGAUUGCUGAAAUAUUCAUGAGGUAAAUAACAAUUAUUAUUAUUGCCAUUUAUAUAGCGCCAGCAGAUUCAAUAGCGCUUUACAAUGUUAUAAGAGAGGGGAUUUAACUAUAAAUAGGACAAUUACAAGAAAACUUACAGGAACGAUAGGUUGAAGAGGGCCCUGCUCAAACAAGCUUACAAUAUGACUUGCAGUUCCUGCAUGUGUAUAAUUAAUAUUGUUUUUAAUUAAAGAUUUGUGUAUAAUUAAUAUUGUUUUUAAUUAAAGAUUUGUUAAAAGAAAUAAAAUUUAUUUACAUUACUCACAAGGAUUCCAAGUGAAAUCAAUAAAUUUUAUUUUUUUUGUUUAUUUACUUUUGUAAUAAAAAAAAAAAGCUGUGUUCAAGUUAAUGUUUGUCUAAAAAUAUAUGUAUACAUCAAUAAUCUUUUAUUAAAGCGAUUGCUACUCUGUGCAAUGUUGCACUCACUGGCAUUAAGGUCACAUUAAACAUUGUCACUGUCUGUCUCCUCUGAUCCCAGGCACGGCUGUGACACUGUUAUCGUCAGCAGGAAUCUACAGCGGGUGUCUCAGGUACGAGAGCAAAGCUUAUAGUUCACAUUUAUCCUCUUUAAACCAGAAAAAGUAUAUCAAAGUUCAUUAAAAUCUAACUAGUGCUAGAUCUUCUGAAAAUCUAUCAAAUUUGUUAUUUCUCUGUGUUUUUGACUCUUUUAAACACUGGAGAAAUUAGAAAUCAUUACACCAUAUUAAUAUAUAUUCUUUUUUUUUUUUUUUUUGAGUAUUUGACUUCUAGUGAAUUGUCUUUUCUUACCAGGCGGCUGAGAAACUGCAAGCAGUUACAGGGCGGCGCUGUCUACCCCUGGCGGGUGAUGUCCGUAAUCCAGAGACUCUUACUGCUGCUGUGGAUGAGGCCCUGAGAACCUUCUCCAGAGUGGACAUUCUGAUCAACAGUAUGUUUAACAAAAUAUCGACAGUGUUUAAUUAAUAAAUGUUUCACAUCAUCUACCCAUCCUUUUCCAAGGAGCAAAAUCUUCCUGUAUUCUUCAUUCCCUACAUUAGAUAGCUGUGUACCUGUCUUCCGAGUCCAUGAAUUUGCUUUCCAUACUGACCCUCCUGUCUCCUGCUGCUAGCAGCCUGUUCUGUGUAUCUGCCUCUGUCUGUAACUUUUAGAUCCCCCUAUUUGGUCUUGAUGCCUCUCUCUUGCAUUGCAUUCAUUCCCUUGAUCUGUUUGAACAUUUUCAAUCAUGUAAUCUUCAUCCCUCCUCUGUCCUGAAUGAUAUAAGCAUCCAAGGAGGCCAGAUUCCUGCAUUCUACCUUUUUCUUCUUGUUCCUUUUCAGAUGCUGCUGGAAACUUCCUCUGCCCUGCCAGUGCGCUCUCUUUUAACGCCUUCAAAACGGUCAUUGAUAUUGACACAGUGGGCACAUUUAACGCCAGCAAGAUCCUGUUUGAAAAGUUCUUUAGGGUAGGUUCUGUACAGUGUAUUAUAUGUGUUGAGAUAUUAUAGAGAACCCUCCAUUCAGCAGCCGUAUGUAGUCAGUCAGUGCUUUCCUAUGGAGUUUUGGCUGAUGCUUGGUGUUGUCAUGUAAAACGUGAGGACGUUCAGCAUCAUUUAGCAGGCCAAAAGUCCACAAAGGACCUGGAAGCGCCUCUGGUGGUUGUCUGGUAGACAGCCACUAGAGGUGGAGUUUAUUGCAGUUUAUCAAAAACUGCAAUAAUUACAAUUUGCAAGGUUAAGGGGACAGGGGCCCUGCACCCAGGCCACUUCAAUGAGAUGAAGUGGUCUUGGUGCCUCUAGUGUCUAUUUAAUAUAUAAAACUGUGUCUUGGCAGCUUCAUUAGACUCACACUCUGGGACAGCAGGCCAGUGUACAUUUUCCAGACAUGCCCUGACUGAUGAGAAUGCAACUAGAAUUCACAUUUUCAGAUAAUUUAAAGAUGAGGAUAGGCUAACAGCAAACACUUGUUUUCUAUAAAACGAAGCAACUUUUUUAUUGAUUUAUUUUUUUAAAGUGUGGGGGGCCCAUAAUUUUGUACUUUUAUAUAAUGUGAACAUUUCUAACAUAUACUCCCUCCUCCCCUCCCCCUCAUGAGCCUGUUAAUGCUCCAUAUUAGUUUUUGGUGUGAGUGUAUAUAUAAUUCCAAUUUAAUGGUUUUACAAGCAUUACCUUGUCAUUAAAUAGCAAUAUUAGCGUAUUCGUGAGCCAGGCCAGUACUUUGUAAAAGCAGACCAGUUAAUCACACUUUGAACAGAUACUAGAUACGUUAAACCAUUUUUUUUGUUUUUCAACCCUGGUCCUUUGCAAUGAAAUAAUCUACCAGCUCUCAAAUAUAGCAUUCAUUGUAAAGAAAUGCCAAGAAGACAUGGCAUAUUUUUGGGGUACAUGUGUCCUUCAUGGGUAUGUUUUUAAUUUUUGUUAAAUUAUAUUUUCCUGUUAGGAUCAUGGAGGAGUCAUUAUCAACAUCACUGCCACAUUGAGCUACAGAGGACAAGUUCUGCAGAUGCAUGCGGGCAGUGCUAAGGCAGCUAUCGGCAAGUAGUUUAUUAAAUGUUUUUGUUUUGAAUGUAUUAUUAUACUUGUCCUGCCCUAGUUUGCCUAUGGUUAUAUCCAUUUCCCUUUGCUAUUCCUGAUUAGCUUAACACUGUUUUCUAGUCCCCUUUAAAGUCCCUUUUGCUAAUUGGCAACAAGUUCUCGUUCCUUCAAUGCAUCAGGGUUCCCCCCCAUACCAUACAAUUCUAUUCUUUAUAUUCAAAAUUAUUUAGAGCAUAUAUAAAAAGUCCAGACACAUGAAAUCUCCAAGGUGCAGACUUUAAUAGCCACUCCGAGAUACAGUGACAGCGUGUGCCUGAAACAUGGUCAUUGUGUUUUGGAGUUCAUAGUAAAAGUUGUAAUUUUGAGAUUUCGUGUGCCCUGAUUCUUUAUAUACGGGUCUUAGUGAACUUUUGGAUUUUCUGCACAGUCGGAUUUUGGAAGCAAUGAUGAGGUUGUGCAUUCCCUUUUUUGGUGACUUGUAUAUUAAAAUAAUGUGAUAAAUGACUUCUGUAUGUCUGCUGAACCCGUACUUCUUGCUUUGCGCUGUCUCUACACCUUCAUCUUGACAUAUUUCUAUUUUCUCAACAGAAUCUUGUGCUGUGUGUUUGUGUCUAUAUGUACCAUUAUAUAACAUACGCCUCCUCUGCGAUGUUUAACCAACUACCACUCCACCAUUUGCGGCCCGAGUUUACAUUGUCCUUUUUUUUUUUUUCUGCAGAAGCCAUGACCAAGCACCUCGCCGUGGAGUGGGGACCCAGCAGGGUGCGGGUGAACAGUUUAGCACCAGGUCCCAUUUCUGGAACUGAAGGCAUGCGCAGGCUCGGUGAGUAACAAGACACAGUGAAAUGGCCUUUCCAGAUAGGACAGAGCUGUACUGAGCAGUUUCAAUGACUUUCAUUUCUUGUGAUAAUACACAGAAAGAUGUGAAUAAAUUCAGUCUUUUGAAGAGGUUUAUAUGAUUCAAAGAUCAGCCAAGAAUUAGAAUGGAGCACACUCAGGAAGGUUUAUAAAAUCUGCCACAGCUAAAAUAUAUACCACAAGGAAAAUCAAACAGACUAAUAGUUGCAGCUGACAACUCCCUGCCCAUAGACAUCAGGAUACCAUCCAACACUCCCAGAUUUUGGCGUCCAGUCCUGCUGUCCCGAGCUUGUUUCCUGGGGACAGCAUGGAGCUGUCAGAAGAAGUAGAGCAAAGUGCUUUGUUAGAUGUUCUUAGUUUAAAGUUCACUUGGGGCAUUAAGCCCAUGCUCUUCAUCAGUACUUGGUUCAUGUGCAGCUCUGGGAUAUGCGGCUGAUCCCUCAUUGUGUUGCAGAAUUCCCACCCACUAGGUCCAUUUCCCGUCCCAUGUUUGUAUCUCCCAAAGCAAGUCAUGGCUCUUUAAUAGAGCUCUCCCCAUUAGUGCUGACCUGGUCAUCAGGAAUGGUUUUACAUCCACUUUUAACAAAGUUAACAUGAGAAUGCCACAGUGAUAGUAGGUCUUAGUGGGUGUUACUUUGUUUGAAAGAUUAAUUAGUAGUAAUUACUGCACCCUUAAUUUCAUAUUAUCUGUGUUCACAUUUCAUGCUCACUCCUCUUCAUUGAUAGAUACAGAAUAAUGUGAAAUGUUUGUCCAAUUUGCCAUUUUGUAGUUUUGUGGCCUUUUGAUAUUGCUGUUGCAUUUAACUUUACUUUUUUUUUUUUAUUCCUUGUAUAUUAUAGGAGGAGCAGAAUUGGAGGCCGCAAUGUAUUCAUCGUCAAUUCCCUUGCAGCGACUAGGAAAUAAGACAGAAAUGGCACAUGGAGCCCUUUUCUUGGCAAGCCCCCUGGCAUCCUACAUGACGGGCACCACACUGGUGUUAGAUGGUGGAUCGUGGCUGACAUCUCCCAAUCAGUUGGCAGCUUCGCUGGGUACCUCUCCUUCUCCUCACCUAUAGAUGAUGCCGCCCAGGCAUGGUGUAAGAGGCAGACUUUGGCAGACCGUGACAUUCCCCACCCUUCCACUUCAGAUCAGUGCAGGGGAACCCUGUGCGGUUUCCCCUACACAUUUUGAAGGGAAGUCCUCUGCUUCUGCUACUUGCCAUCCAGCCUAAUUGCAAAAUUUACACUAAAAUAGACAGACUGUCACGCAGUUGGAGAAUAUUUAUAAAUCCAUUAUUUUUGCCUAAAUUUUGCAUGAAGGUGUUUUUUUGUUUGUUUGUUUUUUUUUUUUUUUUUAUCACUACAGUUUGAUUUUUAACAAAUAAAUCCAACAAAUGUAUUCACUAAACUAGUAACUAUGCAGAUUAGCUAAUUGUAGAUCAGAAGAAAUUAACUGGAAAUUCACUUCUGUAAAAGUAUUUGUUGAAAUUCUGCUAAAAAAACAAAACUGCCUAGCUCUAAGUUGGUAAUUAACAGCUCUCUGUUUAGUGAAUAUACGCUUGGGUGUGUUUUCUAAAUGAACCACAGUUUUUAAAUUUGGUGAAUCAUCUUUGUCACUGUGCAGCUAUUUGCAAGUAUACCUGUCAUGGUACGUACAACUUUCUUUUAAGUGAUAGAGGGUAAAACUUGAUCAAUACAUGCUUGCACAAUGUAUAGAUUUUCUUAAAAACUUGUAUAACGAUAUAUUGAUUCCCCUCUCCUGACAAUCAGUUCCUUGGCAUUCUCUGUUCUGAUGCAGUGAGGCCAGCAUAUUGGCAUCUCGGGGGAAGAGUUCCCAAACAGGUCUUGUCCAAUCAGAAGGGGGGGGAUGUAUGAAGAGGUGUUUAUAUUAUUGAUUCAGCCAAAUACAUAAUGAGCAGUGCUGGAGAAUAUGUGAUCAAUUGGUAAAAUAUAUCAUUUAUUUCUAUGAUAAGUUAAAUAUUCAUUGCUUAACGGGUUGGUAGCAGUUAAAGUGAACGUAUCAUGACCGGUUUAUAAUUGUUCUUUCACUUGAUGUUUCCAUGGUUGCCCUUUAACACAGUGCCCGUUAUAUGCUCCGUAUGGGCUGAGAAUUUAUCACAGUGUCUAACACAUUUUUCUUUGUCUUCUAAUAGAACUUUGGACCUCCAAAAUGAAGGAAGGCAAAUGAAAUAGAUGGAACUUCCAUCAUCGUGAUCCAGCCAAUCUCUUCCUUGGAUUCAUUGCUCAUUUUACCGUCAGUGGCUGCAGAACAUUUACAGCCAAUCCCAGCACAGAGUUAUUCCUAAAAUGUAUAUGUCGAGCAUGUCGGGAUUUUUUUUCCUAGUUUGUUGCAAAAUUGGAAGUGCUUCAAACUGGGUUUUUUGCCUUCUUUUUGAUCAACAGCAAAAAACAAAUGUGAGGAAGGCUGAACUUGUAACUAUCGGCCUAUGUAACUAUGUGCAAGGCUAUAUGUAUCUGGAUGAUAGCAGAGCCCAAGUAUAAGGAAAGAAAAAAAAUCAUAACAAAGUCGAUUUAAAGGGACGUAAAGCACUUCAGCUUGCUCAUGUGCUUUCUCUGUCUGGAGUUGGUCAUAUUUGUGACAGCUUAAAAAAUUGCUGUUUUCAAUAGAGAUUGACACUUUUAUAGUGUCGUAAUAUUAAAUUAGACCUUGAGAACAGUUGCAUUUCUUGAGCACAAAAUGAGAAACCUACUGAGACCGUUUUUGUUUGUUUUGGGGCGGUGGGGGUUACUACUUGUACACGAGCUGACAGUAGUUACAUUUUUUUUUUUUAAUUCUUUGCAAUUUAAACUUCCACCUAAAAUGCUAUGUCCAUAUAUUCUUCUCCAGAACUAUAAUCUCCGCUUCUGAUUUCCAAGUUUCUUUUAGUAGGGGCUCCAUCAAAAAGGGACUUUUGUGUUUUCCAUGUGUAGACAACACUAAUUCACUUUGAAUUCCUGACAUUUCACACUUUUGUGAAUAACUGACAAUUUUGUUGAGACAGGACUUUUUAUCAGGCCUCAAACUGCAAGCAUUGAAUUGAUUGUAUAUGUGAAUUAUUUCCUUAAUAAAGAACUUUUUAAACUUG
This is a messenger RNA of Pelobates cultripes (western spadefoot toad), 8344 nucleotides long. NCBI's taxonomy places the organism in Eukaryota, Metazoa, Chordata, Amphibia, Anura, Pelobatidae. The record is from the annotation of a GenBank genome assembly.